AUGUUACGAGGCUUACGGUCUGGUUAUGAUGUGCCAUAUACAGGAGUGGAAUGGAAUUUGGUUCGAACAUUGUUUCGAAGCGAUAAGAUUGAAGAUUUAGAGCGAUGUCGGGAUGUUAUGGCCAUGUGGAGAAGCAGGAUGGGAUCGGAUACUCCAAUAGCUAUCAUGUGUUCGUAUCAAGUUUUAUUUGUUGAAAUUGAGGAGAGGAAACUAAUUCUGAGAGAGAACUACAUAGGGAAAGAAAUUUUGCAAAUGUUGCAUUGUUCAGCGGUUAUCAGAUUUAUUAAUUAUGUGAACGAAAUCAACCAGACUUCUUACAAAUCAAAAUCCAUUGUGAACUCAGUAGAAUCUGCAGGAAUACCUAAUUGGGUAGUUGAAGUAAGACAUAAUGCUUCUCAUGCAAAAUUUCCAAGACUCGAAACGUUGAGAGCAGCCAAUGAUUUUGCCUAUAAAUGGCUAUGGGAUAACUUUUGGACAAAGUCAGCCGAUGAAGCUAUCCGUUUAGCUGGUAUUGCAGGGAUGGCAAAUAGAGAUCUCGAGGAAGAAAUUCGAUCCGAGAAGACUAAGGAGAUAGAGACUAUCUUGUACAACUAUGUGAAUUGGAAAACAACUAAAGGAGCCAAAGGACUCAAUACAGCUUAUAUUCCUCCUGAGUUUGGAAAUCUUCAGAAGACAAUGAGAUGCGAACCAUUCUUCUUCAUACAAGUUUUUGCGGCCGAAAACUGCUUGCUAUUAUCUCAAAAACAGUUUGAGUACGCUCGAGUUGAAAGUCCCACCACUGCUGGUUGGUCCGUUCCUUUCAAUCUCCAAAAAAUUUGGGAGCCUGUUUUCUCUCUGUUAGAUGAAAUAAAAGUAUUAGGAGAAGCUACUAUUGUGUUACUAUCGCACAUUCGGAACAAUGACUCAGCCUAUGACUAUCAGGCAGCUGCGUGGGCGUCUCUCAUUAUCGAAGCUAAUGCCCAACCCGAUGUUGAGUCCUUCACAGAAGCGGAAUGGUCAACAGUUCUAUAUAAGAUGGUAGCAUGCCAUGAUUACUUUGAGCCCUCACUCAUACAAAAGGUAUUAAACAAACUUCCUCGGAUUUCACAAAAGAGACGAAGCCAAGUUCAUCGAAUACUUAACAUCAGUACAACAACGACUUCAACACUUGUGGAUGAAACAAUGAGCGUCAAAACCGUAGAAGAUUUACAAAUGCUGAUAAAGAAAGAUGCUAAAGAACACAGCGAGUGUGCUUACAAGGCUGAUAAGGACACUGUUUUGGGAUUCGCGUUAGGAGUGAUCCCUGGACAAACUUAUGAAACAUUGAGUUUAUCCAUAGAUGUUGAAGUUUUGAAGAAAUGGGAUGACGAAGAGAAAUUGAAGUCGGUGUUCUCGGCCAAAAAGAAAAAUUUCAACUAUAUUUUCAAUGAAACAAUAGAGGGAUGUUAA
Auanema sp. JU1783 is the source of this 1428-nucleotide messenger RNA. The record is from the annotation of a GenBank genome assembly. Lineage: Eukaryota; Metazoa; Nematoda; Chromadorea; Rhabditida; Rhabditidae.